Molecule: messenger RNA, 1354 nt
Organism: Solea senegalensis (Senegalese sole)
Lineage: Eukaryota; Metazoa; Chordata; Actinopteri; Pleuronectiformes; Soleidae
Product: granzyme A-like
Exons: 5
Coding region: 240-1019 (259 amino acids)
Biological process (GO): proteolysis
Molecular function (GO): serine-type endopeptidase activity
Source: RefSeq, a predicted model, not a curated record
UAAAGAAAAACCUCGACCCCAGCUGCCUGUGACUAUGCUGGACAUGAGAAAUGACAGUUACUGUGACCACAUUCUUCCAUCCGAACGCACCCUGUUUCUCAUGAAAGAGAUCACAUCCAUGAAGAUGAAAUUUUGGUCAGGGGCCGAACCACAUCCUUUGAGCUACACACAUAAAGAGAAGUGUGUGCAGCGCGGGUGGGUUUCAGUGCAUCUCAGCACAGCAAAGACAGAGAGUUGAAAUGUUCCACCUGAGACAUUUCACUCUUUUCUUCUCCUGCAUUUUACUCCUCAUCGUCUUCUCAAGUCAUGGUUCUGAGAUCGUUAAUGGAAGUGAAGUUGUGCCCCACUCACUGCCUUACAUGGCUCUGCUUCUCAACAACAAACCAGUCUGUGGAGGGGUACUGAUCGAUCCAUUCUGGGUCCUGACAGCUGCACAUUGUUCUGACAUUAAAGAGGUGUGGCUGGGGGUACACUCCAUCAAAGCUGCUGAAAAGAACGCCAGGCAGAUCCAAAAAGUUAAGAAGCAAUAUCGUCAUCCCUGCUAUGACACAACAGAAAAUGUCAAUGACCUCAUGUUGCUCAAGCUUCAAAAAAAGGUGAAGGAAACUGACACAGUAAAGUGUCUUAAGUUGGGUAAAGCUGCCAAAGAUCCACAAGCUGGCACCAAAUGUACAGUGGCUGGAUGGGGCCAAACAAAAUUCAAAAAUAAGGAAAUGUCAGAUGUCCUGAGGUCAGUCACUGUGGCUGUGGUCGACAGGAGGGUGUGCAACUCUCCUGCGUUUUACGACUUCAACCCUGUUAUCACCAGGGGCAUGAUAUGUGCUGGUUCAGAUGGUAAACAUGUUGCUGAUACAUGCACGGGGGAUUCAGGAGGCCCUCUGUUGUGCAACGGAGAGCUACUUGGAGUCACUUCUUUUGGCGAGAAGUGUGGCCUCAUUAAAAAGCCUGGAGUGUACACUUUCCUUUCAGUGAAACAACUCUCUUGGGUCAAAGAGACGAUGAAGAAAUCUGACGCAUGAGUCACUAUUAAGGAGUUUGUAUUUGCCUCCAAGUUAACCAGUUUGAUUGCUUAGACUUUUUCUUUGACAUAUCCACUUUCCCUACUCAUAUGUAAUAGGGAGGGGGCUUCUGCUGCAGUAAAAACAGGCAAAACUAUUUUUUGAGACUUCUCAUUAACGUGACCACAAGUCCUUGCAUAUUGAACUCCCAACAGGAAACAAGCAACAUGUCGACAAUAUAGGAAAUGUGCUUUUAUUUGAAGAAUCACAUUACAAAUGAAUACUGCACAUACAAAAACUGGGAAAUUGUGGUUUCCUUGAAAUUAAAAAUAAUUUAUGUUAUAUAUUAACACACA